CUCGAACGGUCGCUCCGUGUUCAACUCGCGUUCUCUUCUCACCCAGAAUUUUCCCAGCAAACCCCUCCUCCCCCAUCCCCAUCAUUUUUUUCUUCCUCGCUUCUUCUUCUUUCUUCUUAUAUUUCUCAUCAAAUCAAAAUACAACUCCCAAAAACUAUAUAUCUAUAUCUAUUCUAUAUAUAUCAUCUCCACGAUCUCCACUUUUAUUUAUUUAUUUCUUUAUUUAUUCAUACAACACACAAUCACUCCGAUUUUAACGAAUCACACAACUACUCACUUCCAUCCGAUUCAAAUCAUUUUAUAUCAAAUUUUGAACCGAAAGUAAAAAAAGAAAAAAGGUUGGAUUAUAUAUUACUAUUUAUUAUUUGAUAAUAAAAAUAGGUUUAUGAUGUUGUAAUAUGGCAUUGGAUUUUUUACACUUAUUAAACGAUGUCGCUUUACAUUGGUCGCGAAUCUUCAAAGCUAUGGAAAAGAAUUUGUGCAGAAACUACAACAGAAGUCAACUUGCUUAUUGAAAAUUGGAAAUAUAUUCUCGGUGGUUUAAUUUGCCAGUAUAUACAUGGAUUGGCAGCUAGAGGUGUUCAUUAUUUUCAUCGUCCAGGGCCGAUUCUACACGACGCCGGGUUCCUUUUGCUUCCUGAACUCGGGCAGGAGAGAGCGUACGUGAGUGAGACCGUAUUCACGUUCGUUUUCCUAUCGUUUGUUUUGUGGACCUUUCAUCCUUUCAUAUUCAAGAGUAAAAAGAUCUAUACAGUUCUUAUAUGGUGCAGGGUUCUUGCGUUUUUAGUUGCUUCUCAAAUUCUUCGUAUAAUUACAUUCUACUCAACAGUGCUGCCGGGUCCAAACUAUCAUUGUCGCGAGGGUUCACGGCUUGCAACGCUGCCUCGUCCUGAUAAUCUUCUCGAAGUUUUUGUAAUCAUUCCUCGGGGUGUUCUAUAUGGUUGUGGUGAUUUAAUAUUCUCAUCUCAUAUGAUAUUCACCCUAACAUUUGUUCGGACAUAUCAAAAAUAUGGUUCACGAAGAUUUAUAAAGCAGUGUGCUUGGCUAAUUGCAGUAGCUCAAAGUUUGUUGAUUAUUGCUUCCCGUAAGCAUUACACAGUCGAUGUUGUUGUGGCAUGGUACACUGUCAAUUUGGUCGUGUUCUUUGUUGACCACAAGUUGCCAGAGAUGCCUGAUCGCAGUUUAGGUGCACUUCUGUUACCAGUGAGCAAGGAUAGUCGAGUUAAAGAAGAAGCCACCAAACUGGUGAAUGGCAACUCUGGGGAUCCAUUAGAUCGGAGAUUAAGAAGUCAAGCCAAUGGGAAGGUGAAUGAAGACGGUGACAACGUACACGUUGAAGUACUCGAUGGUGCAUAACUGAUGAAACCAAGUUUCAUUAGGGCUUGCUUUGUCAAUAUUUCCUCUGAGAUUCAAAGACUGUUAAAACCCUUAUUUGUAUCUCUAAGUAAGAAACUUCGAAUUAUGUUGGUUCUUGUUUUCCCUUGUAUCAUCAAAUAGAGCCGUGUUGCCGCCUUCAUUUUGAUUUUAAGCUCUAGAUUUUAGAGUGUCACAGUUGUAUUAUGCACUUCGUUUGUUUUUUUAUUAGCAUUUUUUUAUUUUCAACUGUUAAUCCAGGAAAUAUUAAUUGUA
This is a messenger RNA of Erigeron canadensis, 1629 nucleotides long. Its product is annotated as phosphatidylinositol:ceramide inositolphosphotransferase 1-like. Gene Ontology annotation, biological process: ceramide biosynthetic process. Lineage: Eukaryota; Viridiplantae; Streptophyta; Magnoliopsida; Asterales; Asteraceae. The transcript has 12 exons. Gene Ontology annotation, cellular component: Golgi membrane; endoplasmic reticulum membrane; trans-Golgi network. The coding region runs from base 430 to 1356 and encodes 308 amino acids. The record is from RefSeq and is a predicted model, not a curated record. Gene Ontology annotation, molecular function: inositol phosphoceramide synthase activity; sphingomyelin synthase activity; ceramide cholinephosphotransferase activity.